Rotaria socialis is the source of this 1143-nucleotide messenger RNA. Lineage: Eukaryota; Metazoa; Rotifera; Eurotatoria; Philodinida; Philodinidae. The record is from the annotation of a GenBank genome assembly.
AUGGAUGCUCCUUUAGCUUCAAUCAUAGCCGACGUAUUCAUGACCAAUCUUGAAACAACAUUGAUGGAUGACUUAAUCAAUGCAGGUGUUUGUGAAUGGCAUCGAUAUGUUGACGAUACCUUCAUUGAAGAUGGUGAUAAAUUGGAAUUCCUUGAUGUUCUUAUUACUCGAUCAACUGGAUAUCAAUUGUUUGAAACAACAAUUUAUCGUAAACCAACUUAUGCCGACUUGUUAACGAAUUAUCACUCUUAUGUUUCAAUGCAAUAUAAGAAUGGUGGUAUAAUUACUAUGGUAAAUCGAGCACUUAUUAUAUGUUCAACUUAUACAUCAUUAGCUGCUGAAUUUAAUGAAAUACGUCGAAUUGGAUUACUGAAUGGUUAUACAUCAUCUUUUAUCGACACUAUCAUUGGCAUUAAACUUAGUCAAUAUCGAAAAAAGAACAAUGAUGUUAUACAAUCACCACAAAGUGGACCUGAUGUUAAAAAACGAAUGUAUGUUGAAAUACCAUUUAUUGAAAAUGCUACCAAAGAAUUUAGAAAUAAAAUAACGCAUUUAUGUAACAAACUUCGACUAGAUCUAGAUAUCCAAUUUUUCAUGAAACCAUCACCAGCUGUUCAAAUGUUAUACCAAACGAAAGAUCCCACUAAUAAGAAAAUGAAAUCUGAUGUCGUUUAUUCAAUAAAAUGUACACAAUGUCAACAUUCAUACAUUGGUAAAACAGAAAGACAAUGUAUAAAACGUUUGCAUGAACAUGGUGCACCUAAGUCAUCAAGUCAACCAGAACAGCAACACCCCAAACAACAGGAUGACAAUUGCACCCAUCAAUCUAAUAACAUCGUAGAAUUAAGAAGAUCAGGUCGCUUAAAAAACAAACCAACAACAACUAUAACAACUCCAUCCGUCAUAAAAGAAAUAACGUUUGCAGUUCAACAACAUCAAAUCGAAACACGUCACCAAAUGAACUGGGAUAACUUUCGUAUUUUCAUGCAAGAUAACCAUUACUAUCGGUUACUCAUCAAAGAAUCAUUACUAAUAAAGGCUUAUGAGCCAGAACUCAAUAGAACAACACACUCUGUACCAUUAAUCGUCUUUUCUGAUGGGCUACAGAAAGAGUUACUACCUAGGCCAUUUGAUAAUGAUUAA